Messenger RNA from Cladocopium goreaui, 2422 nucleotides. The record is from the annotation of a GenBank genome assembly. NCBI's taxonomy places the organism in Eukaryota, Dinophyceae, Suessiales, Symbiodiniaceae.
AUGCCGCAGGUGCGGCUAGCGCAGCAGAAGUGGCAAGAUGCUGUGUCUUUUCUCCUAUCUGCGCAGAAGCGGAAGAUGCUGCCCACACUGGCCACCUAUACCUCGGUGAUGUCUGCAUGUUCCAAGCAGUUCCAAUGGCAGCUGGCAGCAUCGUUGAUGGCGGAGUUGCGAGGUCGCGCCCUGCGGCCAGACGCGCUAGCGCAGAAUGCCGAGCUUUGGGCUCUCGCCAAGGGUCUCCAGUGGCGCACGGCGUUGCAUCGCUGGAGGACUGCACCAAAGAACACCUCCGCCUUUGCCGCCUUGAUGGACUGUUUCGCCAAGGGAAGUCGAUGGCAAGACGCCUUCCAGCUGGCCUUUCACAUGGAAGAGCAGGGCCUGAAAGGCAACCUCAUUACCUUCAACUUGCUUCUGAAUGCGUGUGAGCGAUCCUCCCAGUGGCUCCGCGGACUGCAACUUUACCAGCAGAUGAGGCGUCGCGAUCUCCGCGACGUGGUGAGCGUCAACAGUUCCUUGGGCGCGCUGGUCUCAGCGACGCAGUGGCGAAGGGCCCUGCAGCUCUGGGAGGAAGCGGAGACGGCGGAGACGGAGCCGACUGAGGUCACGAUGAACACUCUCCUAAUGGCCUACUCCUCUGCGUUGCAGUGGCAGAUGGCACUCCAGUGCUGGCAAGGCUUUGGCCUCGCAUCAUCCGAAGCCACCUUUGGCGUGUUGAUGGAUGCCAUGGGAGCGCCAGGAGUGGACUGGCGCUUUUCGCUUGAACUUUUGAACGAGAGCGGAAGAAGGUCCCGAAACGUGGUCACCUACACGUCUGCCAUGAAGGUUUUGUCACGCGCACAGCAGUGGGAGAAGGCACUGAAGCUCUUCGAGGAGAUGCAAGACAUGGAGGUACCACCAAACGCUCUCACUGUGGAUGUGGCGAUGGCAGCUGCGAGAUCAACGCAGAAUUGGCAGAAGGCAUUGCAGUUGCUGAAUUCGUUGGCCUCUCGCAGUGGCUUGGGAUGUGGAGCACUUCGUGAGAUGAGAGAGGUCAUGGAAGACAAUGCCAAGAGGAAAGAAGUCGAGGCAACUCAGAAAGCCCUCUCAAAAGAUUUGGGACGACUCCUAAGUGAUCCCUUCGCUGGAGAGGAACAACCUCUUUGCGCUGUUAGUCAGUUUUUGGAGGACCUCUCCCUGUCACAGCCCCUUCUGCAUCGCCGUGUGCUGCUACCCCUCACCACGGCCCGGGGUGAGCUGAAGAAGAUCCAAAUGGCCUCUUUCGUCAGCCCUUUGGGCGCGCCGCUGGGCCCUGAAGUCGGAAGCGCUUGCCGCGACGCCAUGGCGUGCGAACUUUGGGACACGAGUGUGGCAGGCUGGGCCUCUGACUAUGCCAUCACAUUGGCGUGCAUCGUUGCUGGAGCAGUGGCCCCCUUGCAAAGAAGUGCUAGCAAGGAGGUGCUGUUCUUAACCCUGAUAAUCACCACGGGAUUGAGCUUCGGCAUUUCUGGCUUCGCUCAUAUGAUGCUCUUCUUUGUGCAGGAAUCUGGCGAGGUCUGUGGUUCGGCAUUUUCUGAAGAGAACAGUGGAUGGAUGUACGCCUGGCUCCUGGGUCUGAUUCCAGCAGCUUUCUCACCGGCUGCGUUGGCCAGUAUGGCGGCCAGAGGGGCUCGAUUUGACUUCGGAUGGAUCAUUGUGGUGAGUGUCAUCCUCCUGGCUGUCAUCGUUACGAUCGUGGAAGUGGCGCUCUUCUUUUCCCGACUGGAAGUCUCAGGUUUGGUUGUUGGCACGUGGUUCGUGGCAGCCUCCGGCUUUGCUCUGGUGCUGUUUCUGGUGGAUGGUCUUCGCAACAGCUUCUCUCCGGCCGUGGUGUAUGGAAUUCUGAGCGCAACUAUGUAUAUGUUCGGAGCCUUGUCCCUUCUUCUCCUCGCUGGAGCACUCCCAGAUGCCUUCAACGCCAACGCAGUAUUUCACGUCUUGGUCUUUUUGAUGGUCGUCUUUGCGUUCCUUUACCGUCAGCAAGCAGCGCCAGCAACGUCCAAAUUUGAGAUGCAAGAGGCGCCUACCAGCCAGAAAGCGGAGGAAGGGGCUGCUCCCACCAGCCUCUGAAAGCGCUGAACAGGAGGUAGUUGCCCGAAGCAAUGCGCAAGGAUAAGUGAUCGGGAGAGAAACCCGUGCCCCUGUGCCAUUGGUCAUCGGGCGAUAAAACCUUGUUUGGCUUCGUUUUGGUGCCGAGCUUUUUGUUCGUGCACAAUUUUGCUUUAAUUUGCCUACGGCACUGCAACUUUUAGCCGCUGUUGUAAAGAAGCAUGGAGAUCAUUUGCUGGACAUACCACGGUUGCACAGAUGCGUUCGUGGUCUUUCGGCCUGCCAAAACGUUGCCGUUUCGCCUGCUACCGGAAUCUUUUUAUGACAAUAAUUUUGUUGAGAAGUUGCUAUUGCAUUGUGG